AUGGGAGACUCAUCAGUCGUCGGAUCCAAACCAAACGAUGGCGGAUUCCCAGAUACUUCGCAAGUUUCAGGGCCAAAUCCUGCGCAGAAUUUAGAAACGGAAAUCCAACAGGAUAGCGCAAGGAAAGGUUCAAACAGACCUCCGCACUUGCCCAGUGCUUCUGCAAAUUAUCCUCCGAGCGUGGCAUACUCCCAGCAUCCCAUCUCGCAUGCAACACCGGAAUCUUUCAAUAUGACAACACUCGGUGCUACUUUGCCAGAUAUGUCUUACCAGCACUAUGGCCAGCGGUUUCCUCAAAGCCCUGGCGCCCCUCCACAUUUCAUGUAUCAGACGCAGUUCGCAAAUCAAGGCAUCAUGAGCCCUCCACCCACCGCUUCAACGUUCAACCCGUCAUACCAGACACAAUAUGGAAUUUAUCCAAACCAACAAAUGCAACAACAGCACAUGCAUAUGGCCACAAACAACGCUCAGUUUUACGUCAGCCAAGGAUAUAUGGGACAACCACAGCAACAAGCAGGAUCGCAAUAUUAUAUACAACCUGGCACUUUUGGGCAGCAAGGUCAAAAUUAUACAGGAAAUCAAAUGGGAUUACAAUACCCACAACGUGGUAGCUUUUCUGGAGACAAUCGACCUUUGUCACAACAACGCAAUGAUUUGUUUAUUAAUGUGACAGGCCAAGCUGGGAGAUCAAAUAGUGUUGUCCAACACAAUCAACGGUCGUCAGAGGACCUCCACGAAAACCUCGUCAGAGUGUGGAUCGGUAAUUUGCCACCGCAGACAGAUCUCAUGAGUCUCGUACUUCAUGUCUGCAAAGAGACUGUUGGUCUUGAGUCGUUAUUCUUGAUCUCCAAAAGUAACUGCGCCUUUGCAAAUUUCAAGGACGAGGCUGCAUGUGUCGCAGCGCAACUUAAGAUUCAUGAUUCGAGAUUCCAAACUGUACGCUUGGUUAGCCGAUUACGCAAGGCAUCACUCGGGACUGUCGGAGGUGUCUCAGUUCCUACAGGCCCAGCAGCUUUAACACCUCCACAGCUAUCACAAAUUCCAUCACCGGUUUCAGAAAAUGAAAAGGCGUCAAAAGAGGCUGUUGAAAAGCAACAAAUGCCGGAUGGAGAGUCUUCACCGCUCUCAAAGGACAAAUACUUUGUGGUUAAGAGUCUCACAGUAGAGGACUUAGAAUUAAGUGUGCGCAACGGGAUUUGGGCUACACAAACACAUAAUGAAGAAGCUUUGAAUAAGGCAUACCAGACAGCAGAUAAUGUCUACCUAAUAUUUUCCGCCAAUAAAUCAGGAGAAUAUUUCGGAUACGCACGUAUGAUAUCACCCAUCAAUAAUGAUCCAGCUGCCGCCAUUGAAUUCGCGCCCAAGGCUCAAACGGUCGAGGAUCCUGAUCUUCCCAAAGCAAUCCCAACACCAGCUUCUGAAUUCGCACCUAAAGGACGCAUUAUUGAUGAUUCGGCACGCGGAACUAUUUUCUGGGAAAUCGAGCGCGACGAUUCAGAAGAUGUAGAUGAAGACGAUAAAUCUCAAAGUGGCAAGAGUGAUGUUGACGGCGAUGCAUCUUCAAAGGCUUGGGGUAAACCUUUCAAACUGGAAUGGAUAUCGACGACUCGAUUACCAUUUUAUCGUACGCGUGGACUCCGCAAUCCGUGGAACUCAAAUCGUGAAGUCAAGAUUGCAAGGGAUGGUACUGAGUUGGAAACGAGUAUUGGGAAAAGAUUGGUGGGACUUUUUCAUAGGAUUCAAAGUCCUGUUGCGCCUAAUAUGCCUCAGAUGCAGGGAAUGGGAAUGGGAAUGCCUAUUCAAAUGAUGCCUCCAGGUGGAUAUCCACAGAUGCGUCCAUAUAAUUAA
Molecule: messenger RNA, 1848 nt
Organism: Sclerotinia sclerotiorum 1980 UF-70
Lineage: Eukaryota; Fungi; Ascomycota; Leotiomycetes; Helotiales; Sclerotiniaceae
Exons: 4
Coding region: 1-1848 (615 amino acids)
Biological process (GO): mRNA splicing, via spliceosome; regulation of alternative mRNA splicing, via spliceosome
Cellular component (GO): nucleoplasm
Molecular function (GO): mRNA binding; N6-methyladenosine-containing RNA reader activity
Source: RefSeq, a predicted model, not a curated record